This is a messenger RNA of Elaeis guineensis (African oil palm), 789 nucleotides long. RefSeq lists its product as uncharacterized. Lineage: Eukaryota; Viridiplantae; Streptophyta; Magnoliopsida; Arecales; Arecaceae. The record is from RefSeq and is a predicted model, not a curated record.
AUUCCUUCUCUCUCUUUCUCUCUCGAUGACGACUGGAUGGAGCAAUCCAACCCCCUGCAUUUCAACAUUAGGAUACGCAUGCAAAUACCGAAUUAUUUAUAUCUAAAACCACAACCAACUUUUCCCAUCUUUUGCAUCUGUCUCUCUUGCUGCAAUCUGUUGGCUCUCUCUUCCUCCCUCCCCCUCUCUUCCAUCCUCCCCUCUUGGCUCUCUCUCUCUCUCCUCUCUCCCUCUCUCUGGGUCCAAGCUACGCACUUACAUGGCCAUGGCGAACACCAACAUGGUCUGCUCCAUGUGCGGCGACAUCGGCUUCCCCGACAAGCUCUUCCGAUGCAUCCGAUGCCGCUCCCGCAUCCAACACUCCUACUGCACCAACUACUAUGAUGAGAGGAGCGCUGGGGUGUGUGAUUGGUGCCUGAGCGAAGAGCGAAGCGGUCUGAAGCACGGACUCCAUUCCAAGAAGUCAGCAGGAAGAGAUGGCAGCAGUGAUAAGGUCAAGGAGAACAGCGACCAGGAGGAGAGCAGGAACCGGGCAGGGAAGAGCGGUGCUUCUUCCUCGAAGCCCACCGGUCGCAGGUACAAGCUGCUCAAAGACGUGCUGUCUUGAGGAUGAUCUACUGCUUUUUUGUUCAUGUGCAUAUUAGCUGUAAUUAUUAGUAAGCUUAAAGAUAUGAUAUGUAGCUUUUAAGACUGAUAUAUAGAAGAAGGAAGGAAAAAAAGAAAAGGCCUUGUAAAAUCAAAACUAUAGUUUUGUUAUCAUAUCUGUACACUCUAAAUGGCUUAGAGAUA